CAAAGCUGCGCCUUUGCAGUUUUGGGGCCGUGCUGGGUUAGGAUCCGGCGCAAGCCAUUUUCGGCAUUCGUUUUGGGCUCCUUUUGACCUGCGCAGUGUAAGCGACACGUAUCGGCGUUCGUGGAGCAACACCUCCCAGCAGCGCCGUCGAAGCAGCGCGGCGCGCCGACGUCAAGAAAUAAGGCAAGGCAGCGCGCAGCAUCGAAAUUAAAACACAGCGCAGCGCGCAGCACCAGUACCUAGAAAAAUAUGAUGGCGUUCGUCGACAAAUACGCCACGGCCUUGCUGGCCGGCGCCGUGACGAUUAUCGCGAUCCUAUGCGGGAAGCUCUACGACUAUAAGACGCGCCUCGACGCGGCCGAGGCCAAGGCCGGCGACUACGACGCCCUGAACCGGAGACUGACGGAGGCCAAGUCGCUCUACUACCAGCGGGAACGGACCGUAGCCAUGGCGCAGAAGGAGCUCGUCGAGUCGGCGAGGAAGCGCAAGGCCGCCGAGGCCAAGGCCGAGAAGCUGCUGCAGGAGCGCGACGCGGCGCGCGAGCUGAGCAAGGACUUCGCGGCCACCACCCGCGUCGUCGCGGCGAUGGAGACCACGACGGCGCGAAUGUCGCGCGAACUCGAGGAGGCGGCGCGCAACCAAAAGAAGGCGGAGGCGGCCGUGCACAAGCUGCGCCAGGAGCGCGACGGCAAGGCGACCGCCGAGCGCGAGCUCCAGAGCAAGCUCGACGAGGCGCAGUCGCGCGUCGAGUCGGAGGCGUCGCGCGCCGAGGCGACCAUCGAGGAGUACAAGGAGGCUCUCAAACUGGCCGCGGCCGGCGAGGUCGAGAAGAUGAGGGAUGAGCUCGAAUGUAUGCGCGAAGAGCUCGAGGAGGCCAAGAGGGAUAGGGAGUUAGCGAUCAACUUCGCCGGCGGUGCUGCUGAUGAUGUCGCGAAGGCGGCCGCCGAGGAGGCCGAAGCGCUGCGCGAGAAGGCCGCCGCGGCGCGCGAGCGCGCGGCCCAGACGCGCGUCGCGACGCAACUCCGCGCGGUUGUGUCCGAUUCCCUCAACAUCCGCGUCCGCGACGCGACGGGCGAGGAGACGUUCUUCAAGAUCAAGAAGACGACGAAGAUGUUCAAAGUGUUCAACGCGUGGUGUACACGCAAAGGCCAGCCUGUGACGGCGUACCGCUUCCUCUUCGACGGCCAGCGCGUUGACGGCGAGCAGACGGCCGAGGACAUCGACAUGGAGGACGGGGAUCAGAUCGACUGUGUCACCGACUUGCUGAUGAUCACAAUCAAGUGGGCGCCGUCCGACGCGACGCGCCCGUUGACGAUCCCGGCUACGUCUACGGUGGCUGAUUUGCGCACGGCGUUAGGCAUCGGUGCCGGGCCGCGCUUCAUCUUCAUGGGGAGAGUGCUUGACGACGACGCCAAGACACUCGUGGAGUACGGCGUCGAGACGGGUCUCACGAUCAUCGCUCAGGGGCGGCCGGAGCACUUGCCCGCGGCCUAG
Molecule: messenger RNA, 1494 nt
Organism: Pelagomonas calceolata
Lineage: Eukaryota; Pelagophyceae; Pelagomonadales; Pelagomonadaceae
Source: the annotation of a GenBank genome assembly